AUGUCACAGAACUAUUUGUUUCAAGUAUUGUCGUAUGCUCAAAAAAAUCACGUAAGUUUUUUUUUUGAAUUUUUGUUGAAAAAAAUAGAAAAUGUUUUAGCAACUCGGAAAUACUCUUCGUGGAAUCGGUUAUCAAACUGGAUAUGCGGCAGCUGGGGCAGGAAUUGGUGGAUUGACUGCUGGACCAUUUGGAGCAUUGAUUGGCACAAUUUUUGGAGCAGUUAUUGGCUAUAGAAAUUCAGAGGAUUAUGGGGUGAGUGUUUUGGGAAAAUUAGACUUUAUAAAAAAACACAUUUUUAUAAUUAUUAUGAAAUUCAAGUUCAUAGAUGUAUUAUUGAUAAUUGAAAUAUUUUUCAAGCAGAGAACAAUUUUUUAAAUUCUGAUUUUUUACCAAGUACCAAUAAUCAAAUAAAGAUCAAAAGUAUCACAGUUCACUGAUAUUUUUCCAUGAUUGCUCAUUCUAAUUCCAGAUUUUUUGGAAUAUGUUUAGUAGUGAGAACCUCGCAAAAAUUCAUAAACGAAGAAAAAUUAAAAAUCCUAUUUUUCAGAGCUUGAUGAAUAUUGUGCAAGGCAUGAGAAGUGAUGAGCAAGAGAAACUCGCAGCUGAAAUCCGAAAUCUUGUGGGUGCCACAACUUUCAACGAUUUCACCACAUGGUUCGCUAAUUUGGAUCAUCAACGACUUCUUAUGGAUUUGUUGUACGCGUUUAUUCGACAACAAUCAGGAUCGUCAUAA
Caenorhabditis angaria is the source of this 734-nucleotide messenger RNA. The record is from the annotation of a GenBank genome assembly. Lineage: Eukaryota; Metazoa; Nematoda; Chromadorea; Rhabditida; Rhabditidae.